UGCAGAAAACGAAAGGCAAAAUGCGACACAGGGAUACCCGCCUGUAGUCAGUGCCAGAGCUCGGGUUCUAGCUGCGACUACACCGAUGCUCGAUCCAAGACUACCCACCCUAGGACAUACAUUAGUGAUCUGGAGGACCAAGUUUCACAGUUGGAAGAGAGAAUUCGGGCUCUCGGUAAAGAUAAUGAGGACAAGGCUCCCUCCAACAGAAGCCGACUACCCUCAGCUGCUGCAGAGGAGAAUGCUGAGACUGACGACCGCGAACGCCCCGACUUCAUUCGUCUGGAAUUGGGAGAUGACUCUCAUUUCUUAGGCGCCUCGAGUGGCAUGCACCUUGCGCGUUCCGUUCUGGAAUCUACGAGAAAGAACAGUACAAGCUUCGACAGUCACAAUUCCCGACUAGAGUCAGAUCGUCAUUCUCAGUCAACACAUUGCGAGGAUCAGAAUGGAAGCCUUGGGCAUGAUACGAGGGAUGAGAACCCGUUACCCUCACUCGAAACAGCAGGCAGCCUCAUCGAGAUUUUCUUCUGCCAAUACCAAAUACAGUAUCCUAUUCUCGAUCAGCAAGAAUUUAUGGACCACGUUUCCAAACUUUACGCGCCAGACGAGCCAGGGAAUCGCUCAACCUCAGCAGAAGAACCAUGGACAAGAUUCAUGCUCAACAUUGUACUGUCCAUAUCUUUGCUGCUCCUCUCACAUGACAACUCCGACUCUUUGGUGCUGGCGGAAAGAUUUCGUAUGAAUGCCAACGUGGAACUCGGUUCUGUGAUGAGACGAAAAACACACAGAACGUUGCAAUGCUUGUUACUUCUUCUGUUGUCGUCAAUCGUGAGCUCUAGAUCCGCACCGGUGUGGUAUAUAUCGGGACUUUGCAUGCGCAUGUGUGUCGAUCUGGGAUUCCACUCGGAGCAGACAAUCAAGUAUGGCCUGGAUGAAAAUGAUGGGCCAGACGAGGAGCUCCAGGAUAUGAAGCGAAGAUUAUUUUGGGUCACCUAUACGUUCGACCGAAGCCUGGCUACCAUGCUUGGGAGGCCGUUCUUCCUAGACGACGAUGACAUCGACGUUGAGUAUCCCUCUCGAUCUUUGCCUCAGACGAAACGAAGCCAAGUGCUCCACUGGUUCAGGAUGCAGCGGAUGCAGAGCGAAAUCGUAUACCGCCUACAUACAAACAAAGGCCCUCAUGCCCGUGGUACCGACAAAACCCCUGAUCUCGCUACCUGGAAGGCCAUGAUGGCAGCAAAAUUGCUCUCAUGGCAAGACGAGUCUACUAAACUGAUUGACAACGAGAACCAUAGCAUGGAUUGGUGGAGAUACUGGUAUCAAAAUGCCAAUCUCAUGCUUCACCGACCGCUCUCUCACGGUCCCCUGCCAUCUUCGGAAUCACUACUAGCCGCAUAUGAUUCAGCCAAGAGCAUGGUCCAUUUGUCCUUCAUUCGCGUCUACAAAGGUCCAUCCGAGUUCACCUGGCUAGAUCUUCAUUACCAAUUAAUGAGUGGUCUGACAUUGCUCUUCCUUGUAUUGAAGAGCCCGGAUGCAAGACGAAAAGCGCAGACGGACUGGGCAUCAUUCAAGAGUUGUACGAUUGAGUGGCAAGUGGUGCUGGAGAAACUCACGGGCCGUUGGGUGCAGAUGGCGCGAACGAAAGAGGCUUUGGUGCGAUUAGUUGAAGCUGCCGUGGAUACAAUCGAGGAGUCCUCUUCUGGCGAACGAUCAAAGCGCGGCGGGAAUAGGAUUAUGCGUGAUCGUCGGUACAGAGAAUCCAUUAUGCAAGAGCUGGGCUCGCCUGGAACGGCUUCUUCAACCCACAACACAACAUCCUUGAGUCCCGAAAAUGUCGAUUCUUCUCAUUAUAGAAUGGCUAUUGACGAGAGACUAUGGGGAAAUGACAAUCCCGGCUCAGGAGGCUUUCAGAUACCCAGGCAUAGGUCAAACCGUGAGGAGCAUGAGUGUUCGCCAACAAACGCCACGCAUCCACCACCUGAGACAGUUUCGGUUUCUACGUGGUCUGAUAGCCAAAUUCAGCCGGAAGAUCCCAUGUUCACUCCGUUAUUCGACGAUUUAGACUUGUCCUCUAUGAUAGAUGGGGAUGUUUGGUCUGGUCUGAAUACAUUCGACGUAUCGCCGCAGACACAAUUUGGUCUGUUCGACCAGUAUCCGCUUCCCAUGCUGGGUGUAGAGACAUUUGGGCUCCCAAUGACGGGAUCGGGCAGUGGAAGGCUGGAUACAACACUCACAGAAAGCGUGCUCAACUUUCAGGGUAACAUGGAGGAGCCUCGGCAAGUUGAC
Clonostachys rhizophaga is the source of this 2286-nucleotide messenger RNA. The record is from the annotation of a GenBank genome assembly. Lineage: Eukaryota; Fungi; Ascomycota; Sordariomycetes; Hypocreales; Bionectriaceae.